Molecule: messenger RNA, 1867 nt
Organism: Coffea arabica (coffee)
Lineage: Eukaryota; Viridiplantae; Streptophyta; Magnoliopsida; Gentianales; Rubiaceae
Product: protein OVEREXPRESSOR OF CATIONIC PEROXIDASE 3-like
Biological process (GO): regulation of transcription by RNA polymerase II
Cellular component (GO): nucleus
Molecular function (GO): DNA-binding transcription factor activity, RNA polymerase II-specific; DNA binding
Source: RefSeq, a predicted model, not a curated record
AAAUGUGAGGGGGCUCUUUUUGAUCAUUUAUAUACUACCACAGUACCACCAGAAACACUUGUAGUAGCAGAAAGAAACACUAUUGAGACUGUAGAAGAAGAAAGAAGAUUGGCAAAAAAGAAAAUGGGUGCUUCCACUGCAGCAUGGCUCCCUCACAUGUCCUCUUUUGUUGCUCUUAAACCUCAUUGCUGUCUCAACAAAAAACCCUUGUUUGUCGACACAAAAAGCAUUAGAACCAGUUGCAUCCUGCCACGUCAAUCCUUCUCUUCCUCCUCAAUCCUCACUUUCGCCCGCCGCCGAGGAGGCCAUCAGGCCUCCAGCUCCCCUGUCAAGUCUAAGAAGCAAAAGAAAAAGGAGCAAACUUUCGGCAGUAAAAGUACUCAAGAAGAUGAAGAUGAUGAUGCCUUUGAGGCCCUCUUUCGCCAGCUGGAAGAAGACUUGAAAAAUGAUAAUCUAUCUUCAGAAAAUGGUGAUGAUGAUGAUGAAAUAAGUGAAGAGGACCUUGCAAAGCUUGAACGUGAGUUAGAAGAGGCACUGAAGGAUGAUGAACUUUUUGGGGCUCUGGACUUGGUUGGGGAUGGCAAAACAGAGGAUGAAUCUGAUGAAGACGAGAAAGAAGAAGAUAAUGAGGACGAUAAUACUGCUAAUUAUCACGUCGAGGAUCUUGAAGAUGAUGAUAACGAUGAAGAAAUGCCAGUGAAAUUAAAAAAUUGGCAGCUUAAGAGACUGGCUUAUGCUUUAAAAAAUGGUCGGCGUAAGACCAAUAUUAAAAGUCUUGCAGCUGAUUUAUGUCUUGAUAGAGCUGUUGUCCUUGAACUGCUUCGUGAUCCUCCUCCAGAUCUUCUGAUGAUGAGUGCUGCUUUGCCUGAUAAACCUGUUUCAACAGUAGUAGAGCCAGUAAACAAACUGAAAGAAGCAUGUCCUUUGGAGAUGACACCAGUAACCACGAAGGCUGAGGCUGAGGUGAAAGUGCCGGUUCAUGUGAUGCAAAGCAACUGGUCUGCUAAAAAGAGAAUUAAAAAAGCUCAACUUGAUACUCUUGAACGUGUAUAUAACCGAACAAAGCGUCCCUCGAAUGCCAUGAUCAGCAACAUUGUGCAUCUGACAAACCUGCCUAAGAAAAGGGUGGUGAAAUGGUUCGAGGACAAACGAGCUGAAGAUGGGAUUCCUGAACACCGCCUUCCGGCUAGUCAAACUUGGCAGAAGCUGGUGUUCUUAAAGAAUUUAUGGCCUUGUUUUAACCACACUGAGGACCAUAUGAACAGGUGAAGGAGCAGUCAUUUGGGAUGUCUUCUUGCUGACUACUGGUAAUUUUAUACUAUUGCGUUCGUGCAGCAUAUGACUUGUGAAUUAUGAUCGAGGGGAAAUGACAUCAACCAAGAAGAAAAGCUUUUUCUUUUCCUUUCUUUUCUUUUUUUUGUUUGCAGGAAAUCAGGAAGAAAAGUUCAAAGGAAUAGGUUCCGGCUUGGCCUGCUGCAGUCCAAAUAAGGACAUGUAUUCAACAGUUAUGGGGGUUGACCGUAUGAGUUGUGCUCAAGGAAUCAACCAAAAAGAAAUAUUCAAAAGAAUAAGUUCGGUCUUGGUCUACUUCAACCGAAAUACAAGAUGGGAUAAUUUCACAAACCUCCUCCGAGGUUUGCCUUAAUAUCGCUUGACACUUUCGUAGUUUCAAAAAUAUCUCUUACCUCCCCGGCUAGAUUGACAAGACAGGAUGUCUCCAUUAUUAUGAGUGGUAAAUUGACAAUAUUACCUUACUGGAUACUCCUAAUUGAUUAACUAAAAUUCCCACACAAAAAACCACUUAGUUGUAAAACCACUUAAUUGCUCCAAACUCCUCUUUAUUAUACUUAUACUUAAUCUCUCCUAA